GUGCAGCCGGCGCAGACGUUAGACCUCGCGUUUAUGCCGCUCGCCGAUUGGUGGAAGGUCGGCGCUGGAGGGAGAGGCGGAGUGGGACGGGUAAAGGAGACGGCGGUUGAUGUGGGGAUUUUCGUUCUCUCCCGAAAGUGCUGCAGAGAGGGCGUUCCACAGAGAGGGCGCCACUACUGAGAAGUAUCCCUCUGCCUGGUUCCCUGUAACUUUGCUUCUCACAGUGAGGGAACCAGCAGAAGACCCUUGGAGGAGGACCUCAGGGCUGAGUGAUGGGGGUGGAGAUGCUCCUCCUGGGCUGAGGCCGUUUAGGCUUAGAGCAAAAGAGAUUUCUACUUCCAAGGGAUAACGAAAAAUCUGGCCAGGAGAUUUGCGGGAACUUCUCAUAAUUUAAGGCAAUGGAAGUAAUUCCAGAACUCUAUGAUAUUUUCCAAGGAGAGGUUGCUUCUGUGACAGAAUAUGGAGCAUUCAUUAAAAUUCCAGGAACAAGGAAACAAGGCCUUGUACACAAAAGUCACAUGUCAAACUGCAGGGUGGACCAGCCCUCAGAGUUGGUGGAUGUAGGAGAAAAAGUGUGGGUGAAACUUAUAGGAAAAGAGAAGACAGAUGAGAAGUUAAAAUUGUCUCUUUCGAUGAAGGUUGUUAAUCAAGGAACUGGAAAGGACCUGGACCCCAACAAUGUGGCCCUUGAUCAAGAUGCACGGAAGAAAGGCUCAUUCAAAGACUACACCAGCCAGAAGAUCACUCUAGAAGCAGUCUUAAACACAGUUUGCAAAAAGUGUGGCUGUCCAGGUCAUUUUGCAAAAGAUUGCUUCCUGCAGCCAGGAGGGACCAAGUACACUCUGAUUCCAGAGGAAGAAGAAGUCCCUCCAGAAGAAGAAAAGAAGGCACAUAAAUCUGAAGAUUUUGUGAAGAAGAGAAAAAAGGUAAAAGAUUGGCUGACAGGAUUGAGUACAGGUAACAGUUCUGUUGCCACAUUCAUGGAGAACAAGCUCAGCAAGCUGCCAGUUGCAAUGAUGUCAGCAAUCUUGUACAUGACUACUCAAAAGAAAAAAAGAGAAAAAAGAAACACAAGAGCAAAACUCCUUCCGAACUGGGGGAUUCUGACAGUGGUGAGUCAGAUGCUGAUGAUGUUCAGCCAUCAAGGAAGAAAUCAAAACGGACUGAAAAAGCUAGUGCAUCCCAGAAGCGAAAAAAGAAGAAGCAUCAUAAGAAGAAGCACAAGGACUGAGAAGCGGAUCCAAGGCCUUAGGCUGUGCUGACACAGUGUGCACCCUCUGGGCUCCUGUAAUCUGCUGGAGAAAAGAAUAGUUGAGCUAGUGCAACUUGCAUUAUAACAAAAGGCUAUUCCUUCUUUGAAAAGCACCGUUGUUUUCCUACAAAUUUUUCCCACAAGAACCGCCACUUUUCUCUACAUGGAAGAAGCCAGCUGCUGUUGGGUGUUCCUUGCCACAGAUGUUGCCCUCAUUCAUGUGAAACGCUUCUCCUUCUGUAGCUCCUUUUUCUUCUGGGCCUUGUGCCAGGCAGUUCCUUUGGAACAACCCUGAGCCAUCUCCAUGAAGCAUGCAUGGCACAGGCAAUCAAUGCAGCUUCCUUAGCCAGGGUGGCAGCUGUGUGUUGAUUCAGCAUCUCGCCAGUCAUUCUCUGCACGCCAGCAGAAAGAGCAGUGGACACAUCAUCUUGGCUGGUCGAUUUGUUCUGCACUGAUCACACCACUGCAUUUUUGCCCCAUUCAUACUGCAGUACUGGAGGAAGAAAAAAUUCAUUAAUUGAAUAGUCCUAGGGGUUGCAAAAGCACAAAUCAAAAUGUGAAGAUGAGCUUUGUGGUUAUAUUGCUAGCCAUUUAAACUCUGAAAUAAAGCCUUUUUUCUCCUCCCGAGGUGUAAUCCCUUUCUGUUACAUUUUGGCCAAUGGAACAGCUGGGUAAUAGAAAGGAAGAAGUCUUUCUGUUGGAUACAAAAUAGUCUUUAGGGUGUGGAUAUUUUCCCAGGCUUGCUUCCUUUGUCUAUUAAAUGGCAAUCUGAGGUCAGUUUGUUUGUUUGUUUAUUACACUUGCAUUCUGUGCUUCUGUCAUAAUGCAGCUGAAGGUAACAUGGUCUCCCUUUGAGACAGUGACCUAGCAGAGCUUAGUUUCACUGGGGUUACUGUAUUAAAAGUUUUUGUGGUGUUUAUUUUAGACUACCACCCAGUUAUCAGUUCUUUCAGAGAGAGUGCAAGAUCACUUCUACAUUCUGUGUAAGAGCUUCCAUCAAAACCAUGACAAGGGAAAAUGCUUUUGCAUGCUUGGGGUGUCAGUAUGAACUAACUAGGAAGUCUGCCAAAAUCCUCUGCUAUGAGGCUGCUUCAGUUGGUUUGCUAACCGCACGAUGUCAGACAAGUAGAAUGAGAGCUCUUAUUCCAGGGAUGAUUCACUGCUUGUGGACAUCAUACACCUGACUGGCUUUCCUAAUGACAAUAAAUCAGGCAUUGUACUGGCCUGGUUUGCACAUUACGUUAAUCCGUGGUUAAAGGGAAAUGUAAUUAAAUGUGGACACGGAGUCUCUGGGUCGAUGCUGCUGAAAUCAUAGGUGCUUUGCUCCUCUCCUGCUUGGAAGGAAGCCAGUUAGGCUUGACAUGACCUGGUUUGAACCUGUGGUCUGUUUCCUCAUAAGCACAAGCCUGGGUUUAGGCAACACAAACAAAAUUCUGGAGUCUUUCCCUGCAGGAGAGGAGUAAAGCAUCAACACUUUUAGCGUGUCCUAGCAUGCUACUCAUUCAUAUCAAACUACAGCUUGUUUUAAUUAUGGUUUAAUGCAGCCCUCCAACUUUGGUGGUUUCCAGAUGCUACAACUCCCAACAGCCCAAGCCAGGAUAGCAGUGCAUGGCUAGGUUUUGGGAGUUGUAGUCCAGAGCAAUUGCAGGGUGGUAAAUGGGAGAAGGCUGGUUUGAUGUGGCAUGCAAACCAGGUCCACUUGGUUUUAGUGAAGGAGAAACAGUCAUUCUCACCCAGUGCUUUGUUGCUGGAGAAUGCCAGUUGGUUCAGUGACACUGACAAAAAAACCCCCACAUAUAUUAAGUAAAAUAUGAACAUCGUCACCUGACCCCAUCCCACCCCACCUCCCCCAUCUACCUCUAUCCCCCUCUUCCCAAUGUCUCAACAAAUGAAACCGAUUUGUAAAAAUGUUACAAGAGACAUUGCAUAUAUUUCUGCAAAUCAAGAAAAUCUUUAAUAAAAAAGCAUACCUUAAAAAAAUUGUCUGCAAUUAGUCUUUGACCUGUCUUGUAGGCUGCUUGCUUUUUAAAAAAAAUAAUUUUGCUCUUCACUCAUGCUUCUUAAGGCAGUUAACAUGGGAAAAAUUGAUGGAGAAUCUGAACUAUCCAGCUCACCAGCAAUAUAAUGGUGGUGGUGGUGGUAGUAGUACAGUGGUGCUUCGCUAGACGAAUGCCCUGUAAGAUGAAUUUUUCGCUUAACGAAGAGAUUUUUUUAGCGUAGGUUGCCUCACAAGACGAAUUCGUUUUGUGAAAAAUUCGUCUAGCGAAUCACGGUUUCCCAUAGGAAUGCAUUGAAAUUCAAUUAAUGCAUUCCUAUGGGCAAAAAAUAAUUCAAUGCAUUCCUGUGGGAUUCGCUAGACUAAUUUUUCGCAAAAUGAAUUGACUCACAGAACGAAUUAAAUUCGUCUAGCAAGGCACCACUGUAAAGCUAAAAAGUCUGAAUGAAUAAGGUAGUGUUCUGGCAUUGAAAGAUAACCAAAUGGGUACCGAUAAGACAGCCAGUCUGCCACUGACUUCUGGUGGGGGCACCCAGAGGACAACCUCCAAAAAUGACAGUGCAUAGGGAGGGUGACAUGGGAACAGCUGUGGCUUCAGGUUUCCAUGGGUCCCAAGCUGUGUAGGGCUUUAAAGGUAAGCAGCAGCACUUUGAAAUUACCUUUAAAAAUGUACUGGCAGAGACACUCCUGGCCAGAUGCAUUCUCAAAUAUCAACUCCAGUUAAUCGUUAAUUAAUUAUGGCAUUAUACAAUGCCUCUUAUUCUCUUUCUCUGCCCCACCCUCUGAGCAUGAGGUUGUCCUUAAGGGCUGUCAAGAGUUUCUUAAGGAGUUUUGUGUAGAGAGGGAGAUUUUUAAGCCUUGCCUUUCAAAGGAGCACAUGAGUUAACACAUUCCUGACCACUUCUCUAUCACUGACAGAAUAGAAAUUCACAGUAAAUCAUUUUUUAAAAUGAAUAAAAUCCUGGGAAAAAGCUAUGAUUUUCAAGAAGCUGAAUUCAAACCUAGGCACACUUCCUGGCCAGUCCUGAUAUACAUGUUCCAUGCCAGCUGCAAACAUGUCUGAGAUGGGUGCUUUUAGAAAAUAUCAGCUAAAACCAUCUACUAGCCAUGUGUUUUUAAAAAGGGAGAAAAGCACAAUACUUGAUUCUCAAUGUUAUGUUCAUUGAUAUGCAAAUAGAUUUUACUUUUUGGUCAGCAUCUCCAGUGUCCAAAACAGCUGGGUUCUGAUUCUUUACUGGCAUCCUUCAGUAGUAACACCUGCAAGGCAUAGAUCUUAUGGACUGCAGCAUAAUCUCCAGUGCAAAACCACAGCUGGUGUUUUAAAGCAGUAUGUAUACUCCACAUGGAUGAGGUUGAGCUGACAUUCUAGGUGUAGUUACGAUUCUGUAGUCUGCAAUGUUUAGAUUUUGAUUUGUGGAUGUUUGGUUGCUACUUUCUAAAAAUUGGGACUCUAGUCCUUGAUAAUUAGAAAUCUGGGUUUCUUGUCUUUCUGAGCCUUUGCUCACGUUGCUGUGCUGUUGUGCUCCCAGCCAAUAUACGGUAAAUGGGAAAAGCCAUUUAAGGAUUAUUAAUACAUGUUCAGAUGUCCCUGCACCGAGGCAUUGGUUUGUAGCCUUCAGUACUACAACAGUACAUUCUGACAUAGUGAGCUGGUCUUCUUUCAAUAAAUGUCUAUAUGAGCUCAUCAUAUUGUACUUUGUGAAUUUUUACGUUGAACUAAGACACCAUUGAGACGCAGGUGGCGCUGUGGUCUAAACCACAGAGCCUAGGGCUUGCUGAUCAGAAGGUCAGCGGUUCGAAUCCGGGGUGAGCUCCCAUUGCUCGGUCCCUGCUCCUGCCAACCUAGC
Molecule: messenger RNA, 5095 nt
Organism: Zootoca vivipara (common lizard)
Lineage: Eukaryota; Metazoa; Chordata; Lepidosauria; Squamata; Lacertidae
Gene: ZCCHC17
Product: zinc finger CCHC-type containing 17
Biological process (GO): RNA stabilization
Molecular function (GO): RNA binding; zinc ion binding
Source: RefSeq, a predicted model, not a curated record